Molecule: messenger RNA, 2364 nt
Organism: Volvox carteri f. nagariensis
Lineage: Eukaryota; Viridiplantae; Chlorophyta; Chlorophyceae; Chlamydomonadales; Volvocaceae
Exons: 12
Coding region: 1-2364 (787 amino acids)
Biological process (GO): protein phosphorylation
Molecular function (GO): ATP binding; protein kinase activity
Source: RefSeq, a predicted model, not a curated record
AUGAUAAAUAUUUCCACGAUAUGGGUACUUCAGGACAUGACCAUGAGCGAAGCCGAUUGGUUGCCUUACGAGGUGCCGUUGCUGCUCCAGCGCAAUGUCACCGUUUCUGACGGCUGUUUGACACCGGCCCUAGGACAAGAUGUCACUGAAAGCAUGCACCGACCGGCCUUCGUGCCCGGCAAGCAACGGAUGACCAACAGCCUGGACCAGACCGGCUGCAUCAACAGCAGUACUGCGCCGCCGAUGCAGCGCUGCUGGCCUUUGGUAUUUUCCUUCGAUGACGUGGUCAUGUACGGCCAAAACAUCGCCAACUUUAACGCGGAAUUAGCUGGUUAUGUAUUGUGGCUGGACAAAACGCCCGUACGGUGUGUGGAUGUCAUGAGCGACGCCUGCGUGAAGCAGUACGAUGUAAUUGGUUGUUUUUACAAGUUGUAUCCGUACACUCAAGAUCCGCCACCAAGCAACGACGACGUCGGCGCCGCCGAUGGCGGCCUUGGCGGGAUUGCCGGCAGCGGCACUGGCACCGGUGGCGCUGGCGGCGACGGCGGCCGCAGGCAGGGCCAGCGUCCUGUGAUUGCCGGUACACUUGGCGGCGUGUUUGGAGGCCUGGCGCUCCUUGGAGGUUUGCUCGGUGCCGCAUUGGUCGGUUUAAGACGACGGAGGCAGGCGCGCCAGCAACGUCGCGAAGCCUCGUCCAAACUCGACGACGCAGCCUUUUCCCGGGCCUCAGACUCGGGAAAUGGAAAUAGGGUGACGCCACUUACCCCGCCCAAGCCCGGCGUAAACCUGCGUCUCGACCUAGGCGGCGGUGAGCUGGAGCUGCUACCUGGAGUCAUCGGAAAGGGCACAUUCGGUCGUGUCGUACCCGGACGGUACGGCGGCCAGCCAGUGGCGGUCAAACUACUCGACCAUGGACUUCUGCCCGCAACGACCCAGCCGCGGUCAAAAAUGGGACAACAGAGGAAUCUGCGGAAGGAGCAGCCGCCGGCGGAGGCGGCUUUACUCGUGGCUGCGUUAGCCGUAAUGGCGAAGUGGGAGCCCUCGUUGCCGUCAACACUUCGAGGUCAUCUUGUCCAGGGUACGACAACUGCUCCUCAGUGCGCGAAUGAAACUCUUUCGCUAUCAGCGAUUAGACCACUGGCGGAGCAGCGGGCUGCGCCACUGCUGCCGAUGGUACCGCCGACGUCAAUGCCUGUCGCCGCUGCCGGCGGAAGCGGCAACAACCGGGGUAUUGGCGGCGGCAACGCGCCAACAGCGGCUGCGGCUGCGGGACACGGUUCUUAUCGCCAAGCUGUCGUACUGGAAAAUACGGAAUCGAGCAUGGCGGACCACAUUCAGAGCAGCCCGCAGGCGCCCUCAGACAGGAGCGGCGGUUGCGACCCUCGGGACGGCGUUGCAAAGCCACGGCCUAACGGCGGCGGGGGGGAUUGCGGUGGCGGUCAUGGCGUUGCCGCUGGUGGCGCUGGCGGCGACGGCGGCGGUUGCGGUGUCGCCGCUGGGGGAUGCCGAUGUCAUGAAGUGAGCUCCCGGGGAGGCCACAACGGCACAACAGCCGCCGCUGCCGCCGCCGCCGCCGCCGCUGAGCCCACCGCAAUGAAGGCGGUUCCCGCCGACCCUCGCCACCUCGCUUUCCUGCAAGAGGCGGAGGUCAUGGCCCGAAUGCAACAUCCAAAUAUCGUACGGCUGCUGGCGGCGAAUACGACGCCUCCCAAAAUGUGUCUGGUCAUGGAGCUCAUGGAAACCUCCCUGGAGCGGCUUAUGUACGGCAACGGCGGUGACGGUCCCGGCGAGCUCAUGCCACUUGACAAGGUCCUCCACAUCGGCCUUCAGGUAGCGGCGGGUUUGGAGUACCUGCAUCCCACCAUCGUACACCGAGACCUCAAGCCAGCCAACGUGCUGAUUUCAAACGCGGCCAGCCCUACCCCCAUCGUCAAGCUGGCGGAUUUUGGGCUUUCACGACUGCAGACCUCAGUCAUCGUUACGGAGAAUGUGGGGGUUGGCACGGUGGGCUACAUGGCGCCUGAGACGUUUAGUGAGACAAACUGCGUCGUUACGGAUCGAAUGGACGUUUUCGCGCUGGGCAUGAUUCUCUGGGAGAUGCUGGCGGGCGUACGGCCCUGGCGGGGUUUGAAUCUCAUUCAGGUCGCCGUGGCAGUGGCGCUGAUGCACCAGCGGCCCCCCCUGGAGGCCUUGGCUCCCGAGCGCUGUCCGCGGAAGCUGAGAAACCUCAUCGAGGGCUGUUGGGACAAGGUUCCGGAGCGUCGACCCGCCGCUGCGGAAGUGGUUAAGGAGCUGCUGCUGAUACGGCUGUUGCUGCAAAAGGGCGAUGCAAAGAAGGAGGGGGGGGCAACAACACAGGAGUGA